This is a messenger RNA of Panicum virgatum (switchgrass), 1229 nucleotides long. Its product is annotated as putative cysteine-rich receptor-like protein kinase 31. Gene Ontology annotation, molecular function: ATP binding; protein kinase activity. Gene Ontology annotation, biological process: cell surface receptor signaling pathway; protein phosphorylation. The record is from RefSeq and is a predicted model, not a curated record. The transcript is spliced from 5 exons. NCBI's taxonomy places the organism in Eukaryota, Viridiplantae, Streptophyta, Magnoliopsida, Poales, Poaceae. The coding region runs from base 24 to 1229 and encodes 401 amino acids.
CCGUCUCGAUCGCUGCGUGCAAUAUGGCGCUAUGGAACGGUCUGGGGCAGGCUGCCACGGUUGCGCAGCUGGCGGGAGUGGAUGCUGGUGGGCUCAUCUCGAUGAUCAUCCAGGCCGUUCAAACCGUUCACCGCAACAGGGAGGAGUGCCGGCAGCUUGUCCACCAUGUCAUGAUGAUCAGCGAUCUCCUGCAGAUGCUUCAGCAAUCAGAGAUGAUGCAGCGCUCGGAGAUCAGGAGACCACUAGAAGGAUUGGAGGACACGCUACGACAGGCAUACAUGCUAGUCACUUCGUGUCAGCAGAGCAACGCCAUGUACCGCUUCAUGGCCGGAAAUCAGGCUCAAAAGUUCCGUGACAUCCGAGAUAGAAUUGAUUCAUAUCUCCGGAUCUACCCUUUGAUCAGCCACAUCGACACCAGAUAUUUUUUAACUGGACUUUACAGUCGUGCCGCCCAUCCUCCAGGCACCCAGCAGCCGGGCUGCAGGAAUGCUGAAGUUUUGCGAAAUAAGAAGCAUCCGUUUAGAUGGCUUGUUCAGUGGGCUCAAAGGCAGCCUGUUCAGUUGGUUCAAAGGGAGCCAUCAGCACAAGAAUCUACCUUCGAGCUCAUCGAUCAUGAACCAAAAGUUUUCAACUUCAGUGAGCUGGUGGCGUCUACAGAUAAUUUCUUAUAUAUGCUUGGACGAGGUGGUUAUGGUUCGGUCUACAAGGGUGUAUUGCCAAAUGGUGCUGAUGUCGUGAUAAAGUUCGGCAAUAGAUAUAGUGGAGAUAAGUUACAUGAAUUUCUAAAUGAGGUUCAAAUUGUCCCAAAGCUUCAGCAUGCAAAUAUUAUCAAAUUUCUGGGAUUUUGCAGUGAAGGAGACAAUAAGAUUUUAGUGUACGAAUAUAUGCCGAGAGGAAGUUUGCAAGACAUAAUUGAUGGUAUAUUUCACCUAAACUAUUUGCGGUUCAUGCUUAGUUCUCAUUUUUCAAGUGUUGUCACUGUUGCAGAGCUAAAAGCAGGUGUCAACCUCGCCUGGCCUUUAUGCUUUCGGAUAAUUGAAGGUAUUACCCAAGGUCUUGUUUAUCUGCACCAGCACUCCCGCCUCCACGUAGUUCAUGCGGAUAUAAAACCAAGCAAUAUUCUCUUGGAUUGUGAUAUGACUCCUAGGAUUGCCGAUUUUGGCACAGCCGAAGUCUUAAGUUCAGAAGAAGAUGAGAAAGAGACGUCUACUGUCAAAGGGAGUAUGUAA